AGAAUGACAAGAGGAUCUGCAUUUACACCACUAAAGCUUUGUCGCAGAAACAUACUAUGGCUGGUUGGGGCUUUGAUGCUCGUUAUCUUGUUUCACUUGUAUUUUAUAAAAGUCAUAAAAACGGUCACAAGGGAUGAUGACCACUUCCUGUCACUUCCCAAGGAAUUUUUAUCUCCUUCGCAUAAAAAAGUGAGUAUCAAUCGCCUCCGUAUUCACCUGAAAGAGCAGUGUAUCCCUUAUAAAAUUUUGUUCCACUUUAAAUUAAGGGGCAGCGUCUUAUUUGAGGCAGUGUCUCGAGUUCGGGACGCUCGAACCGGCGCAGUUUUCGAGCAAAUACAGUGAACGUUUUACUUCCAAGAAAGAUGUUUUUUUUUUCUUAAAAACAGUUCGAUAUAGAGCGUUUUCACUCACGUGACCAGCAUCUAUGCAAAUGUAUAGGAACAAUAGGAAGUAUUUACAUAAGAAGAAGAUUUAUCUCUCACAGGAAACCAACAUGGAGGUCGUUUCAUUGUUUUGGAACCCAAUAUGGCCGCUACGACGUCAUUAGGCCUUUCCCGAUUGCGCUCGUAAAAUCCUAAAAAAGUGCUGGCAAAAAUGGCUAAAAAGUGCUCAAAAUCUCAAAAUAGUGCUCAAAAAGUGCUAAAAGUUGUGAACAGUUACCUCUUAGCUUUUCGUAAAUAUGUCAAUUUUUACUGAAGUAAUUAACAAUCUAUUUUGCGUAGUCUUAUUUGACAGGUUGUUACGAAAGGUUGAUAGAAUAUAGAACAAUAAUAUUUUUAAAAAACUAAAGCCGGUUACGAAUUGUAAAUAAAUUCAGCAGUGCUAGCAUCAGAUGAUUUAGAAAUUUUACAACAUCAUUAGUUAUUCAAAUUUAUGACCUGGAACACGAUUCUCGUUGCGAGCGACACACAGUUUUUGCUUUAAAAUGUUUUAAAAGACAUAUGUUGCUCGAAAUUUGCUCGAAAUGUGAAAUAUUGCUUAAAUGUUGCCCAAGGUGCGAAAAAGUGCUUAAGGGUGCUCAAAAUGCAAAAUAGUGCUCCAAACUCAAAAAAGUGCUCAAAAGGUGCUCAGCGCAAUCGGGAAAGGCCUAGACAUCAUGUGAAUUUGCUCCAUUCCACGUUGUUCAUGUCGCAAAAACGGGAAACAAGGAUAAAGGUGUCACCAGGGGGUGGGAACUGAUUUUUUGUGAUGCAUACAUAGCCUGCAUCGACUGCGUGGCUGGGGGGAUCUUAUCCUGAGUUUCAGCCGUCUCCUCGACGACUCUCUCGGGAGUUUGCGUUAGCGGGAUAUAAUUUCGUCUCCAUUCUUCUCGCGGCUUUACAGCCCCAAAACAGAAACCCGAACUGGCAAAGCAGUUGCUCGCGAUGAACCCCGCCAAAAAUUGCCAAAAAUACGCAAGCUAAGUGAUGGCCUUUUUUAAAAGGAUAAACCGUUAAAUAUAUAAACUACAAGAACUUAUCCCAGUCGAUCGAUUUGAUUCAUUAACUGGGCUGCCUCAAGUCACGCCCAAGUUCAUAAAAUGGGUAGAUUUCUCCGUCAAAAUAUACACACUACCAGCGCAGUUACCCAGAGGGCGUUGCGUCAUCCAUAAAGCCUUUCCAGAGUCUGUUUGAAGAUUGAUUUCUUUCUGUUUAAUGCAACACACGCGUUUUUGUAGGUCUAAAUUUCGGAGAAGGAUAAAGAAGACUCGUCCGAUAAAGUCUUUAUCUUAUCUCAUCUUAUGCGACGAAAACAGGAACUUUGAGAAUUUCGUACUCAAGGUUAUCUCAUAGCCUCACUGGCGAGAGGGCAAAUAAAGUCGAAGUAGCCUGGGAACCAUCCUCGGAGACCCAGGGGCAGCCAGUCGGGUCGGGAGAAAGGGCACGACGAAAGUCUUCAAGUACGGGCGAAAGAGCCCCUGGGUACCGACUCUCACCGGGCUAUUUCCAAAAAUUCAGACGGAUGCCGGCCUCUGAUUGGGCACAAAAAAUGUUUUGUAUUAUUGUGCCCAAUCGGCGAACAGUUGCUCCAAAUGUACGAACUCACGAGAGGAACUGGGACCAGGCUUCGCAGCUUUGCGAACGCAAAGGUUCACCUAGUCUACCUCGCAGCCGUUUUUUUUUGGAUGUCACGCAACGCUCCGUUGCGUGACAUCCAAAAAACGGUUGCGAGGGAGACUAAGGUUCACCGGAAGCUUCAAAUACCAACUUGAGAGAAAUAGAGUACUAAGGCAAGUUACUUACUAGUACAAGGUUUGGGGACUUAGCAUCCUAGAACUUAUAGUUGUUCUCAUGUGGCCCAGAGUUUCUGCUUUUGUUUGCGGUAUUCAGUGUGCGGGAUCGGGUGUUAUGCUUUUCCUAAUUCAUGUGUCUCCGCCAAUUCAACAAGCGUGAUUGAUGUUUUAAAAGCAUUAGCGAGUUUCGACAAACGAGAACUUUGAAAGUUCGGCUUUUGCCUCGGGUAGAAGAACAAAGAACGCGUCAUCAGAAUGGAUUGGGCAAAAGAGACACAUUAUCGUUAAUUUAUGACAAAUGUAUGCAACAGUAGUCGUAAUGGAGACAAAUGUCUGCGUUGACAUGAAAGAAAUAUAAUGUCUUGUGAACUAAGAAUCGAGUACUUUUCGUUGCUAACUCUGGACGAGUGGAAAUGUGGAAAUGUGUCUUCAUUGUCUUUAUCUAGGAGCGAUUUUUUCGGAGGGGAGGGGGCCGCUGCACAGUUUUGGAUAAAUUUAGGUUUCAGGGAAACUGUCCACCUACCCCUCCCCUAAGCUAACAUAAACACUUAACUUCUCACUGAGGGCAAAAUAAUGGCUUAGGGGAGGGGUAGGUGGGCAGUUUUCCAGAAACCUAAAUUGGUAUCAGUUUUAUGGCAGCCCAGUUAAAGUCGCCUUUCAGUGAGUCUAGUUAUGGAUAAAGAUUUUUGUUUUAUUUUCUGUGUUUAGUUCCCAUCCUUAGAGUAUUGUUCUCGUCGAAUCGAGGAGGACCUCUCUCUAAUCAGCAACGGCACAAAACCAGUUCAAACGACCCUUCAAGAAAUCUCUGACUACCAGAUUCUCCAAACAUUCUCUCAGCUCAAUUGUAGACAAAUUUCAGCACUUUUUUCUCCGCCGUCUGAACCAAGUGACGAGGAGCGGAAUUUUCCUUUGGCAUAUGUCCUACAACUUUACCAAGGCGCAAGUUUGUUUGUAAAACAGCUUCAGUUUAUUUAUAUGCCUCAAAACAUUUAUUGUAUCAAUAUCGACACUAAAUCUUCUCUAGUGUUUGUCCGCGCUAUACAGCAAAUCGCAAGAUGUUUGCCAAAUGUUUUUGUUACAAAGAAGAGGAUAGAAGUUAUAUAUCUUCAUGUUUCUACAGUUCGAGCUCAGUUAAACUGCAUAGAGGACUUGCUCCAAAGCUCUGUCCGUUGGCGUUACAUGUUUAAUUUAUGUGGUCAAGAUUUUCCCUUAUAUUCCAAUCAAGGUCUCGUGCAGGCGCUAAAAGCCUUAAAAGGGCGAACGAAUGCAGAAAGUUGCAAGCCAAACGGAUACACACGGUGGCGAACAGUCAACGUGUAUGAAGUGAAAAAAGAUCCUGGAAAACAGGCUCAUGGCGCCUAUCAAUGGACAAAUACAAAGAAAGAGAAAACCCCGCCUCCGCACGGAAUUGAAAUCUACAAGGGGUCGUCUUUCAUUGCGGGAACCAGAGAGUUCUGCGAGUACGCUGUUCACAAUGAAACAGCCAUAGCUUUCUUAAAUUGGUUAAAUGACACUAUGUAUGUUGAUGAAUCGUUUUUUGCUACUCUGUACCGUCACCCGGGCGUGCCAGGGGGAGUGCCUUGGCCGGAGCAACAGGAGUUCAUCACACGGGAUGCGGUUAAUUGGUGGAUCCCCGAUAACAAAAUUCCCUGCUAUGGCUAUUGGCUCCGUGCGAUAUGUGUGUUGAGAUUACCAGAUUUGAGCUGGGUGUUUGGCUCUGAUCUUAAAAACAUGUUAUUUACGCAGAAGAUUGAUUUUAAGUAUGAGCAAGAACUUGUCGAUUGUUGGUAUGUGAUGGCACAGAACAGAAAAACACAUCCAUACGCUACCAACGGAAUAUCUUGGAGAAAACACAGAUGUGCUUGA
Messenger RNA from Porites evermanni, 4078 nucleotides. Lineage: Eukaryota; Metazoa; Cnidaria; Anthozoa; Scleractinia; Poritidae. The record is from the annotation of a GenBank genome assembly.